This is a messenger RNA of Panicum virgatum (switchgrass), 574 nucleotides long. RefSeq lists its product as uncharacterized. NCBI's taxonomy places the organism in Eukaryota, Viridiplantae, Streptophyta, Magnoliopsida, Poales, Poaceae. The transcript has a single exon. The coding region runs from base 165 to 419 and encodes 84 amino acids. The record is from RefSeq and is a predicted model, not a curated record.
UAUCAAUCAACCCGGCCGCCCCCGCCUCUCCGCCGCAACACAGCGUCACACAACCUCACACUCACAGCACUGCAACCAUCACCAGCAGAGCUCUCACUCUCUAGGCUCUAGCCCACCAAGACCUGCGAGACCCCGCGAAGAAGGAGGUCAGGACUCAGGAGGACAUGGCGGGUGCGGCGAAGGCGUCGUGGAUGGUGGCGAUGAGCGUGGGCGCCGUGGAGGCGCUCAAGGACCAGGCGGGGCUCUGCCGCUGGAACUACGCGCUGCGCUCCCUCCACCGGGCCGCCAAGGCCAACGCCCCCAGCUUCGCGCAGGCCAAGAAGCUGGCCCCGGCGGCGGCGGCGGCGAGGAGGCGGGCGGACAAGGCGGAGGAGGGCAUGAGGACAGUCAUGUACCUCAGCUGCUGGGGACCUAAUUAGGGAUGGAUCAUGGAUAGGUCCUCUGUUUCUACUUCCAGCAAGCAGCAACCGAGCUCGGCUUGAGACCUCGCCGGCCGGCUGCUGCUCCUGAUUGUAUCAUACCACGAUGAUGAUGAAAAGUUUUGCCACUUUAUUCGAUCGAGUAUAUAUAUAUA